UAUUUUCUUUUCUUGAAAAUAUAAUUUUGCUAAAAAAAUUAUUUUAUUCUUUUUAUUUGAAUUUCUGGGAUAUUUUCUUCAGUAAAAAAAUUAAAUUGAGGAGAUGUAAGGUUGAUUGAAAUGAAUUAGAAUAAGGGAUCAUGCAAUUUUAAUGAAUGAAAAUGUUUUGAUUGGGUUUAUUUAUGAACUGAAUUUUAAUGGAAUAGUUGGAGUAGAAAUUUUGAGUUGAUGUGUUAGGGUUUGUUUGGAUUUGAGUUGAGAUGUGAAGUUAAUGGAAGUGUUUUGAUUGAAUAGUGAAGUAUGCUGGUUGGUUUGAGGGUUUCCGAUGUGUAUUUGGAUCGAAAUUCGAGUAAGUUGUUGGAGAAAAGGAGUUGUGAUUGGUCUGAUCUAGAUCAAUUUGGAUGGUUAUGCAGGAUAGCUUGUCUUUUCGCGGUUGAUUGAGAGCUUUGUAGUACACACUGGGUCUUAAGCUGAAGACUUGAAGGAAGUUAAAGGAAGUGGAGUUAGAUAUUCUUAUGUUCCACUUCUGUUGUAUGGAAUUAUAAGACCAUUUUGAUUGGAGUCAAGUGCUGCCACUGCUUUAAAAAAAGAAUGGGAUCUCAUAUGAACUUCAAGAACUUUGGUGAUGCCUCACAUGGUGAGAUAAAGCCUCAAGGGAAUUACCCAUUGACUCGACAACCUUCAGUUUACUCAUUGACCUUUGAAGAGUUUCAAAAUACUUGGGGUGGGCUUGGAAAGGAUUUUGGCUCAAUGAACAUGGAUGAGCUGCUGAAAAACAUUUGGACUGCUGAAGAAACUCAAGCUAUGACUUCUGCAGCUGUUGCUGGUGUAGAAGGAAGUACCCCUGGUGGGAAUUUGCAAAGACAAGGAUCAUUAACUUUGCCCCGAACAUUGAGUCAAAAGACUGUUGAUGAAGUUUGGAAGGAUUUGAUAAAAGAAACUGGUGGUGGUGCCAGGGAUGGGAGUGGUGGUGGAGGUGGCAGCAAUGCAUCAAAUGUGCCACAAAGGCAACCAACUCUGGGAGAGAUGACAUUGGAGGAAUUCUUGGUGAGAGCAGGAGUAGUGCGAGAGGAUGCUCAACAGAUUCCUGAAAGGGCAAAUAAUAUUGGACUUUUUACAAAUAAUGGCAAUACUGGUUUUCCUCUGGGGUUUCAGCAGCCAAAUAGAGACAACAGGCUGUUGGGUAAUCGUGUAAUGGAGAACAACAAUUCAGUUCCUGGUCAGGCUCCUGGUUUACCACUGAAUGUAGGUGGGGUCAGAUCCUCACAGCAACCACAGCAGCUGCAACAGCAUCAGUAUCAACAUCCGCAGCAGCAGCAGCCGCUCUUCCCCAAGCAAGCAACUGUGGCCUUUGCCUCUCCAAUGAAUUUAAUGAACACAACACAGCUUACAGGAAAUUCUCCGGGAGCAAGGGGUCCAGUUGUCAAUGCUGCAAACCAAUCUAUGAAUAACAAUUUAGUUCAGUCUUGUGCACUGCAGAAUGCUUGUGGACUGCAGAAUGGAGGAAUGGGCAUGGUUGGUUUGGGUACUGGGGGCGUCACAGUUGCAACAGGAUCUCCUGCUAGUCAGGUCUCGCCAGAUGUGAUUGCAAAGAGUUCUGCUGAGUCUUUGUCACCAGUUCCUUAUGUGAUUGGCCGGGGAAGAAGAGGCAGUGCUCUGGAGAAAGUAGUUGAGAGGAGGCACAGAAGAAUGAUAAAGAACAGAGAGUCAGCUGCUAGAUCAAGGGCUCGCAAGCAGGCCUAUACAUUGGAACUGGAAGCAGAAGUUGCUAAACUUAAGGAAGCAAACCAAGAGUUGCAGAAGAGACAGGCUGACAUAAUGCUCGUGCAGAAAGAUGAGCUUUUGGAGAAAAUGAAACAGCACUAUGGAGGUAGGAGGCUAUACCUGAGGAGGACACUGACAGGUCCUUGGUAGAGUUGAUGAACUGGACUGCUGAUGAUAAGAAGUGGUUGAAUACAUAAUCAAUAUGGUAUGAGGAUUGGGGUACGCGUCUUUGAUCUAUAUCUCAUUUCAUGAAGGGUAGGAAGUUAGGUAGCUGUAUGUAUAAACAGAGUGUUGUAAAUUAUGAACUGAAAUUAGUUUUAUACCACUUAUAUCUGUGAGACUUCUGUUGUGUCUAAUUUGAUUGUAAGAGGAUAGUAGAAUAGUGAAGCUAAAUGUAUGCUCCAGUGUGUUAUUACUGUCUAGCUGCAAACUUGUUAGUUUCUAACCUUCAUAAAACUGGGUUUUUGUAUUGGAUCUCUAAUUACAUAUUUUAUGACUAAGCUUAGGUCAUGUGCGAUUUGUAAAUUCCUUGUGGCUGUCAAGUCUCUAGUUUAUUUAU
Molecule: messenger RNA, 2323 nt
Organism: Pistacia vera
Lineage: Eukaryota; Viridiplantae; Streptophyta; Magnoliopsida; Sapindales; Anacardiaceae
Product: bZIP transcription factor TRAB1-like
Exons: 5
Coding region: 592-1914 (440 amino acids)
Biological process (GO): positive regulation of DNA-templated transcription
Cellular component (GO): nucleus
Molecular function (GO): DNA-binding transcription factor activity
Source: RefSeq, a predicted model, not a curated record